Molecule: messenger RNA, 1911 nt
Organism: Pseudoliparis swirei
Lineage: Eukaryota; Metazoa; Chordata; Actinopteri; Perciformes; Liparidae
Gene: gpr157
Product: G protein-coupled receptor 157
Exons: 4
Coding region: 153-1157 (334 amino acids)
Biological process (GO): cell surface receptor signaling pathway; adenylate cyclase-activating G protein-coupled receptor signaling pathway
Cellular component (GO): plasma membrane
Molecular function (GO): G protein-coupled receptor activity; cAMP binding
Source: RefSeq, a predicted model, not a curated record
UAAACACGGGAGGAGAAGUUUGUUUGGCUGCUUUUAAAAGCAAUGGACGAAGUGCGUGAAGUCAUUUAGCUCUCCUGGCUUUCCACGCGGAGGGGCCGUGGUCGUCCAGAACACGCGCAGCAUGGGAGUUCGCUGAGAAUCACUCGACCACGAUGGCCGAGGGGAACCAGACGGUGGUGUACUUGUCCGAGCAGGUGGUCGUCUUGUGCUCGUGCGCGCUGUCCGUCGUGGGCUCCUCGCUCAUCAUCCUCACCUACGUCAUGUGGUCGGACUUGAGGACGACUCCGAGGAGACUGCUGGUCUACCUGUCGGUGGCCGACUGGCUGUCCGCCGUCUCCUACGCCUUCGGAGUCUGGAGGAUGUUCCGCUCCAACUCGCUGGACUGCGUGGCUCAAGGGGCCAUCUCCACUUUCGCCAACACCAGCUCGUUCUUCUGGACCGUGGCCAUUGCGGUCUACUUGUACGUGUUCAUCGUGAGGUCCAGCCAGAGAGUGGCGGACAGCUUGGUGUGGGUGUUCCACCUCGUCAGCUGGGGUGUCCCUCUGGCCAUCACUGUUGCAGCCGUGUGCCUCAACAAAAUUGGCUACGAUGCGUCAGAGGUGUCGGUGGGCUGGUGCUGGGUCAGGAUCCACGCUCCGGACCGGGUCCUGUGGAUGCUGCUGACUGGAAAGAUCUGGGAGUUCUUGGCUUACCUCACCCUGCCGGUCCUCUACAUCCUCAUCAAGAGGCACAUCCACAUAGCGCAUGCUGCCCUGUCUGAGUACCGUCCCAUCUUGGCCGACAGGCCUUCGUCCCAUUCCUUCUCCUCCAUGGCUGAUAUGAAGCUCACGCUCAUUCCCAUCAUCUUCAUCGUCCUUCGCAUUUGGAGCACAGUGCGCUUCAUACUGCUGCUGGCCGGCUCUCAAGCCAGACUGAACCCCGUGCUGGUCACCUUACAUGGAAUUGGCAACACCUCGCAGGGAGCAGCCAACUGCAUCAUGUUCGUAUUGCUGACUCGGCCGAUCCGCACGCGCCUCUGCGCCGCGCUGUGCUGCUGCUCCAAGAGUCCAGUGGGCGAGCAGCCCUCGCAUGGCGCCCCUCACCGGCUGCUGCCCGGACAGGACACCUCCACGCAGAGGGAAGAGGACAGCGGCAGUCGGGUCGGGACUGAUCGAUGACGUUGUGUGGAUGAGAAGACGGGCAAAGGUGGAGGGCGUGAUGGAGCUCUCUGCUUCACAUUUAACCUCAUGACAGAAAGUGGCUGCAGAGAAGGUUGGAGAUUCUGCAGGCGCAUGCACAUCUGUGUCACAAGAAAAGUCACAUGUCUGCACUUUGGGUGAUGAGGGGGAUACUGCCUGGCUCUGCACCAACAUCUGAUGAAGGAGUUUGAGUGUCGCAUGCUGAAUAUGUUGCACGUGAAUGCUGCGGCGUCACAGAUGUGCUGCACAUCAAACUUUAAAAGGACAUUACACUUUAAGUUGUGAACUUGCACAUGUUUUCUGAUUGCAUUUUGAACAGCUGUGCACUCUGCAAAGGAGAGGUCAGCAGCUGUAUGGACUGUGUUGACUCAAUUACAUUCUGGUGUUAUCACUUUUAUUUUGCUAGAGUGAGUAUUCAAGUAUUCUAUUUACGGGUAUUACCCACAGUUUGGUAUCUGUGUUCACGUCAGAGUGGAUUAUCUUUGAUUAAUUUCCUCAACGCUUGUUAAUGAUGAAGUCUGUUUUGAGAUGGUUCAAAGAAUUUUCAUGAAAUAACCGUGAACCAUGAACUCCCGCCGUAAGAGAGGAAACUGCAUCUUACAUCUUCCUGCUACACCUUUUGUUUGUUUACAUUUUGAGUAGAUCCCUUAAUAUGUUCUGCAUUGUAACUUCAAUUCCCCAAAAAUAAAAUUCCUACUCAUGUCCAAUAUAACUUUGGGUAUGUUUAAGAGAU